Messenger RNA from Triticum aestivum (bread wheat), 2223 nucleotides. Its product is annotated as subtilisin-like protease. Lineage: Eukaryota; Viridiplantae; Streptophyta; Magnoliopsida; Poales; Poaceae. Gene Ontology annotation, biological process: proteolysis. The transcript has a single exon. Gene Ontology annotation, molecular function: serine-type endopeptidase activity. The record is from RefSeq and is a predicted model, not a curated record. The coding region runs from base 1 to 2223 and encodes 740 amino acids.
AUGGCAUCGUUAGCCAACCUCUUAGUGUCGCUUCUCUUGAUUGCAAUCUUCUCUCCUACACCCAUACUAUGCUAUCUUAAUCAAGCUUCUGUAAGGGUACAACAGGGUGCUACCAACACCUCUGCCUACCACACUUACAUCGUGCUCGUUGAGCCACCACCCUUUAAUGCCGAUGAAGACAUGUACCAUCAUUGUUAUGAGUCCUUUUUGCCCAGUUCGCGUGAUGGCGACUCGGGCAAGGCACGUCUUGUGCACUCUUACACCAAGGUGUUUAGCGGCUUCGCCACAAUGCUCACUGAUGGGGAGCUUGAUGCAGUUGCCAAGAAACCGGGGUUCGUGCGGGCAUUCAAGGAGAAGACACGGUACCUCAUGACCACGCGCACACCAAAGUUCCUUGGGUUGAGGAACAGCACCGGGUUUUGGAGGGACGCUAGCUACGGUAAGGGGGUCAUUGUUGGCUUGCUCGAUACCGGCAUCUAUGCAAAACACGGUUCAUUCGAUGAUCGCGACAUCCCGUCGCCCCCGGCAAGGUGGAAGGGCUCGUGCAAGGCGACCCGGUGCAACAACAAGCUCAUCGGUGCCAAGUCAUUCGUUAAACACGAAGACACUGACGAUGAAGACGGGCAUGGCACACACACCUCAUCCACGGCGGCUGGUAACUUCAUCAUCAACGCGUCAUAUCAUGGCAUGGCAGCGGGCACCGCAUCUGGGGUUGCUCCCGGUGCCCAUAUCGCCAUGUACAAGGUGUGCAAUAGUGUGGGUUGUUAUGAGUCUGACAUAUUAGCUGGCCUCGACGCGGCAAUCAAGGAUGGGGUGGACGUGCUCUCAAUCUCCAUUGGCCUCGGUGACAAGUUCGAUAAGGACCCCAUCGCGAUCGGCUUAUUCAGUGCCAUGUCAAAGGGUAUUGUUGUGGUUUGCAGUGGUGGUAAUGACGGAGCCGAGCCACAUUCAAUCAAAAACGAUGCACCAUGGUUGAUCACAGUCGCUGCCGGCUCGGUGGAUCGAAGUUUUGAUGUUGGCGUCAAUCUCGGCAACGGCAUGAGCCUUCACGGUGAAGCGCUUAACCAGGUGGCAAAGCCGAUGUCAAAGAUGUAUCCACUCCUCUACUCCGAGGCACAGCGGGACUGUAACUACAUGCUUAACCAUGUUGUCGCCCAGAAGAUCGUGGUCUGUGACUCGGAGGCUCCUUGGUUCGUCGAUUCCAUACUGCAAGCCGGCGCGGCCGGUGUAGUGCUCGUCAACAAGGCAUCCGAUGGCUACACGGUUACUCUUGAUGACGACAACUCCGGUGUGGUGCAAAUGAGCGCCGUCCUCAGAGCUUACGCGGCAUCAUCAUCAAGCAGAUGGGCACGCGCGAGCUUCUCGUACCACAAUACAUUCCUUGGCUAUCGUCCGGCCCCUGUAGUGGCGUCGUUCUCUUCUCGAGGUCCAAGCAAGCAUUUCCCCGGCGUGCUCAAACCAGACAUAUUGGCGCCGGGGCUCAACAUCCUCGCUGCUUCUCCGUGGACGGAGUCCAAAAUAGGCCCUUUCAACAUAUUAUCCGGCACAUCCAUGGCAGCGCCACACAUCAGUGGUGUUGCAGCACUUAUCAAGGGCUUGCAUCCCGAUUGGUCCCCGGCGGCCGUCAAGUCGGCCAUGAUGACGACGGCGUACGUUGUUAAUAGCACCGGCGGCUCGGUCUUGGACGAGAAGCACGGGAAAGCGGACGCGUACGCGAUGGGCGUGGGCCAUGUGAAUCCAACAAGAGCCGCUGACCCUGGCUUGGUGUACGACCUGGGUGUCAUCGACUAUGCUGGCUACAUCUGCUGGCUCCUCGGUGAUAGAGGCCUGGCAACCAUCGUGCGUAACAAGAGCUUGACCUGCGCAAAGCUACCAAAGGUCAGAGAUGUUGAGCUCAACUACCCAACUAUAACUGUGCCACUGAAGCCGACUGCCUUGAUGGUGAAUCGGACGGUGACGAACGUCGGGCCGCCAUCAUCGACAUACGUUGCGAAGCUGGACAUGCCCAAGUCACUUACAGCACGCGUCACCCCGAACAAGCUGGUGUUCUCGAAGGCCGGGGAGAAGAAGACAUUCAGCGUGUCAGUGAGUGGCAAGGGCGUUCAUGGACAAAAACAUGUGGAGGGAAGCUUGAGCUGGGUGUCCACGCGACAUGUUGUGAGGAGCCCCAUCAUCGCUGUUCCUAAUCUUCCCGAAUCUCCACCGUCUCAAGAGAGUUUUUAG